AUGGGUGUUGAGGGCGACAAAGUCGAGUACAAGCCUAUUGGCGGUGCCGCCGACAACGUCGCGCACUCUACCGGCGUGAUUGAGCAGAUUGUCGACGAGGGCGGGGAGAAAAAAUACUCCAUCCGGAACGACAACACAGGCAAGGUUACCACCUACCAGGAGAUGAAUCUCGUCGGCAAGGUCUGA
Punctularia strigosozonata HHB-11173 SS5 is the source of this 186-nucleotide messenger RNA. RefSeq lists its product as uncharacterized. Lineage: Eukaryota; Fungi; Basidiomycota; Agaricomycetes; Corticiales; Punctulariaceae. The record is from RefSeq and is a predicted model, not a curated record. Bases 1 to 186 code for a protein of 61 amino acids. The transcript is spliced from 4 exons.